AUGCCCAGUCUGCCAGCGGAUGCGCCCCGUCCGCGACUUUGCAUCGUCGAGAAGCACGACAACGAGAAGGUCGGUUUGAAAGUAUUUACAAACGAAUGUGGUCUAGUAAGAGUAGCACGGCUAGAAUUGGACAGUCUCUCACUUCCAACUUUUAGAUACUUUGUUUUGAAGGAACAACAUUGUUACGGUACCUGUGCCCCUAUAUUGUUGUUCUUCCAUUGUUGCCUGCCGCAAUAGUGUGGCUACCACACUCCAUUUGAAUUCAGUGAUCAUUCUGAAAAGUUCUGUUACAACUGUGAUCUCCAGCCCCGCGCCAAUUAAAAAUAGAGAAGAUUGUUUCAGAUUUCAAUUGGAAAAACAGCUAAAACCCGUUUCGCGGCUGCACUAUGUAGUAGGCCCCGGAGAUUACAAAAAAAAGGGGUUUCCCAACAGAGCGCAUUCACUUUAAAGCGACUUUGACAAUGUUUGAGGAUGAGCGAUAGAGGAACAUGACCUUCUUAAAAGAGAUUACUGUAACUGAGUGUCUUAUCUUUUAUGGAAAACUGUUACUGUUUGAUCGGGUCAUGAAACGAGUUGUCUCAGAUGCGCAAUCCAUUUAGAAACGUAAUCUUUCAGGAGUAUGGCUACAACUUGCACGCCGAGAAAGGUCGUGGUCAAUUCGUCGGAGACGUCGAUCUCGGAAGUGCCGCCGAGAGGUAGCUCUCCAUUCCUUCUUUGAAACCGCUAUCAUUUCAGAGGAGGACUGAAGACCGGCGACAGCAUUUUCGCCGUCAACGGCCACUCGAUAAUCGGGGAGAACCACAAGAAGGUGGUAGAGAGGAUCAAGGCGAAUCCGGGCCGUUGCGAGAUGCUCGUCAUCGAGAAAGAGGGCGCCAAGUGGUACCAGGAGCACAAUAUCCAAAUCACUUUGGACCUUCCGAACAUUCUACGAAUCUCUGAGAAGGUCAGUCCCUGA
Caenorhabditis sp. 36 PRJEB53466 is the source of this 955-nucleotide messenger RNA. Lineage: Eukaryota; Metazoa; Nematoda; Chromadorea; Rhabditida; Rhabditidae. The record is from the annotation of a GenBank genome assembly.